AUGGCUAUACCACUGAUGGAAGAAGUGACUAUUGAGGAAACUAUCCUAGACGAAAUCAAGGAGGUACUAAACAGUUAUGCUGACAUAAUGCCAGAGGGCCUACCACAAACAUUACCACCCCGUCGAGGCAUUGAUCACGAAAUUGAACUCCUUCCCGGGGUUAAACCCCCAGCGAAGAACGCAUACCGGAUGGCUCCCACUGAGCUAGCCGAAUUGAGGAAACAACUAGAUGAGUUGUUAACGGCAGGAUUCAUCCGCCCGACAAAAGCACCUUACGGAGCCCCCGUUUUCUACGAAUACUUGGAUCAGUUCGUCAUAGUAUACCUCGACGACAUAGAUGAAUACAGCACAACCCUAGAGGAACACAAGGUACACUUGAAGCUGGUAUCUGACAAGCUGCAGCAGAAUCAGUUGUACGUCAAGAAAGAAAAAUAUGCCUUCGCACAAACAUGCAUCAACUUCCUCGGACAUGUCAUCAGUUAUGGAUAG
Molecule: messenger RNA, 489 nt
Organism: Cucurbita pepo subsp. pepo (vegetable marrow)
Lineage: Eukaryota; Viridiplantae; Streptophyta; Magnoliopsida; Cucurbitales; Cucurbitaceae
Source: RefSeq, a predicted model, not a curated record